Syngnathoides biaculeatus (alligator pipefish) is the source of this 2248-nucleotide messenger RNA. RefSeq names its product wingless-type MMTV integration site family, member 8b (gene wnt8b). The transcript has 7 exons. Gene Ontology annotation, biological process: neuron differentiation; multicellular organism development; cell fate commitment. The coding region runs from base 83 to 1327 and encodes 414 amino acids. Lineage: Eukaryota; Metazoa; Chordata; Actinopteri; Syngnathiformes; Syngnathidae. Gene Ontology annotation, molecular function: cytokine activity; frizzled binding. Gene Ontology annotation, cellular component: extracellular region. The record is from RefSeq and is a predicted model, not a curated record.
CCCCCCCGACCAUCCCUUUGGAUGACUCUCUUUGUUUUUGUUUUGUUUUCCGUUGCACUUUUUCCCUUUUUCGUCGUGCACGAUGAAGCUUAAUUGGGAUUGGCUGCGAGGGAGGGGAAGAAGAAAAAAGAACAAAGAAGAAGAAGAAGAAGAAGAAGAAAGGAGGUCCGCUUUCGCACGAUCCGAUCUUGGGUCGCCGUCAGUCUCCGGGACGGGCUCACCUGGCAGCAUGUUCGCGCACUGGGAGCUUUGCGUCUACGUGUUGGUGGUGCUGCAGGCCCAGCUCAGGUCCUGCUGCUGCUGGUCAGUGAAUAAUUUCUUGAUGACCGGGCCCAAGGCGUACCUGAUCUACUCCAGCAGCGUGGCGGCGGGCGCCCAGAGCGGCAUCGAGGAGUGCAAGUUCCAGUUUGCGUGGGACCGCUGGAACUGCCCCGAGAGGGCGUUGCAGCUUUCCACGCACAACGGCCUGCGCAGCGCGAACCGGGAAACGGCGUUCGUGCACGCCAUCAGCUCAGCGGGGGUCAUGUACACGCUGACCAGGAACUGCAGUCUGGGGGACUUCGACAACUGCGGCUGCGACGACAGCCGGAACGGACAACGAGGCGGUCACGGUUGGUUGUGGGGAGGCUGCAGCGACAACGUGGGCUUCGGCGAGGCCAUCGCCAAACAGUUUGUCGACGCUUUGGAGACCGGCCAGGACGCCCGAGCGGCCAUGAAUCUGCACAACAAUGAAGCGGGCAGAAAGGCGGUGAAGGGGACCAUGCAGAAGACGUGCAAGUGCCACGGGGUGUCGGGAAGCUGUACCACCCAGACCUGCUGGCUGCAGCUGCCCGAGUUCAGGGAGGUGGGCAACUACCUGAAGGAGAAGUACCACAGAGCUCUGAAGGUGGACCUCCUCCGGGGGGCCGGGAACAGCGCGGCCAGCCGGGGGGCCGUGGCCGAGACCUUCAGCUCCAUCUCCCGCAAAGAGCUGGUCCACCUGGAAGACUCUCCGGACUACUGCUCGGAGAACCGCACCCUGGGCCUGCCGGGAACCGAGGGCCGCGAGUGCCUGAAGAAGGGCAAGAACUUGAGCAAGUGGGAGAAGCGCAGCUGCAAGAGGUUGUGCGGCGAGUGCGGCCUGGCCGUGGAGGAACGCAAGGCCGAGACGGUGUCCAGCUGCAACUGCAAGUUCCACUGGUGCUGCGCCGUCAAGUGCGAACAGUGCAGGAAGACGGUCACCAAGUUCUUCUGCGUGAAGAGAGGAAGCGCCAGGGGGAGGAACGAGAGCGCGGGAGGACGACGCAAGACCCUAAAGCCCGGCAGAAAGCACCGAGCCUCCUCCUGAAUAUUUUAGCUCAUGAUUGUCCAAGAAAAUGUGAAGUUGGAAAAAAAAAGACAAUCGCAAGACAAUUUCCUGAAAAUAAGAAAAAAAAAAAACCAAGACGCGUUCAGACUUUUUUCUUAGUACUAAAUUGUCCAACUGACCAGGAAUUUUCUGAAAACGUUGACGUUUUUGUUCUCGAAAUCAAAGUGCAUAGUGACAGGGUGAAAAUCCGCCUCAUGGUUCAGAGGUGGUGGGUUCCAAUCCGGGGACCAACCUUCCUCUGUGGAGUUAGCAUCUUCUACAGUCCGUGGUUUAACCCGCCUCUCGCCCAAGGUCAGCUGUGUCUCUGUCGAGAGUGUCAGUUUCAUCGCAUUUAAAGGGAACGAGAGGAGCCGCUUUUAUUGGUGGUAACUGAAGUCUCAGCUGCAAACGCUCCCACAGUUCCGCAGCCUGCCCACUUAUAGAUCCUGCGCUGCUCUGUUAAAUGACCAACACCGAUCCUACUCGCCGUUUAGUCCUCCGAGUCCACUAGGAUAGGCUCCGGCUCCAGAGUGACAAUGAACGCGAGACAAAAUAUGGUCCAAAGAAGAACAGAAACCGAAAUCUACAGUAAGUUUGUAAACACACAAAAUGCAAAACCGCAACUCUUGUGGUGGGAAUAAACGGAACAACUUCGAGGACCACGUUAAGUGAAGACGCUUUCUUUCAAAAACAAAUCGCUACAAACUUUCAGUUGAAUCGCCCGUGUCGAAAAUUAGCCGUCCGGGUCAUGGCAGUCCAUUUGAACUGGAUCCCAACCGUGAUGUAUUUAAAUGUACUGUAUAUAAGAUAAAGCACUUUGUACUGUACAUUGUUAAUUUAUUGCACCGCCUUGCCUUAGUUGUGUCGUCAUUAGUUUAGUUUUGUUUUCUAUUCAGCUGUGAUGUAAGAAUAAUAAAUCCU